AUGAAAACGAAACCAGAGACAAGGAUGGACAAACUUUUGAGCACGGCCAUUGAAAUUGGUUUGAAGAAAGAUGAAUUCGAUAUCUUUACGCCUAACUCUGCUUCCCACCUCUGCUCCUUAACCGGGAUGCAGAACUCCCCUCACAUAACGAAUAAUCCAGACAAGAGUGCGAAGUACCAAGUAAAAACUAAACCUCUUCGACUUGCAGAGCCUACUCUCAAACCAUAUUCUAUGAGAAGUGCAGAAAGCCAUUGA
Dentiscutata erythropus is the source of this 255-nucleotide messenger RNA. The record is from the annotation of a GenBank genome assembly. Lineage: Eukaryota; Fungi; Glomeromycota; Glomeromycetes; Diversisporales; Gigasporaceae.